UCAGGGGGAGGGGCGGAGGAGCAUCAGCAACAGCCUCUAUGUCAUCGCGUUCACUCAGCGGCGGUGAGGAUGAGCGGAGUUCGUUCGCGGACCCAGCGGCGUUCUCGGAAGGGGCCAUGGAGGCCAUGGAUGCUGGGGACAGCAACCAGGCCGAGGGCGUGGAGGGGCUGAGCUUGAUGCAGCUGGAGCUUAACGAAGAAGACCAGCCAGCGGUAGUGCCAUAUGGCGAGGGGAAAGACAACGGUGGGGUUGGGGUAGAGGGGGACCGAGAUGGCAGUGGUGGGCACAAAUUGUCCUCGGAUGCUGAACCUGUCAACGCUGUUCUGUCGACCCCUUCGGUGGAGCACUCCCAACGUUGGCGCGAAAUCGAUCGCCUUCUUGAGGCCGCCUCACCUGCAGAAAAAGUGCGGAAAUCACCCUCGAUGGUAACCCAUGGUUCCGCCGCCACGGCCGCCGCCGCCCCACACUACGGGGACCAGCGAGAAAUGGCAUCCACGGCGCCCCCUAUUGCUGCUGCUGCUGCUACCGCUGCUGCUGCUGUCACGGCUACCGCUGCUGCUAGCGUCGUAGUUCCGACCGCGCAAGCAGCAGCACCAGCAGCACCGGCCAUGGCAGUGCCAGCUACCCCAUCCGCCGAGGCGGCUGCUGCCGCGAAGCGCUAUCCACUUCUCUUUGCGGCCACCCGGGCAAACGAGGACGUGAUGAUGGCGGCGGCACGCCUUGUGGACCCGGAAGAGGGGGAAGACUUUAGCGGCGGCAGCGGUCGAGGUGCGGCGGAGGCAUCGGUAGUACGGGAGGCGGUUGCGUUUUUGGAGGAGGUCGGGGCCAGUGAGGACGGGGCAGCGGCGGUCUGGCAGGUUCCAGUGCCCGCAGCGGCAGGGGGGGUACGGCGUAGAUGACGAGGGAGAACCACUCCCCCAUUUCCAUUUCUAAGACGUUGUGAGUGUGCUUUAGCAAGUAUUUGCCUUUGACGGGUAGGAGAGCCUUCUGUCGCUCUCUCACAACCCGCCAUAUCGGUUCGUGUGUUGGCUAUGCACGCAUUUUGCUUGUCGCUACGCUCAGUCAAUAUCCGUGCAUAUGGCUUUCUGUGUUGUGCUGUGGUCGAAAAUCUGUGCUCUUCAGCUGUUCACCUUUGGUCUUUCCACGGAAGCGCAGAAUAACCCAUAGCAUAUGCGUCGUGCUCGGCAGCACGGGCCAUAUGGUUGGGCAUGAGGAACCUACAGUAGUCCCUUGGAGCAGAGGUUUA
Molecule: messenger RNA, 1246 nt
Organism: Ectocarpus sp. CCAP 1310/34
Lineage: Eukaryota; Phaeophyceae; Ectocarpales; Ectocarpaceae
Source: the annotation of a GenBank genome assembly